ACACUCAGAGGCAAAGGGGACCCGGAAAGGCCAAGAACUGGAUAUAUUUAAGAGCCUCUGGGACUUGGCCACGAUAUGGCAACGCUGCUUCUAAGGAAAGUGAUUUCUGCCGUGGCCCCUCUCCGAGCUCUCGGCCGUUGCACAGCGAAACCCCAACCCCUCUCCACGCUCCUGUGGGGGUCCCUUCGCGGGGCGGCUCCUGUGGGCGCGAAGCGUCGCGCAGAGGAGCCUUCCCUUCUCUGGCCUGGCCUCCUGUCCCGCCCUCAGCCUGCGCUGGGGUUCAAGACCAAGGGCGUCAUCAAGAAGCGCUGCAAGGACUGCUACCUGGUGAAGCGGCGCGGCCGGUGGUUUGUCUACUGCAAAACGAACCCCAGGCACAAGCAGAGACAGAUGUAGCCCCUCGGAGCAUCGCUGGAGCCCCGUCCGCCUUGCUUGGUAAGGUGGCUGCCCUUCUUGGAGGCCUCUGUCAGCCAGAAGUCAGGAGCGGGACUCUGUCGGGCCGUGUCACCUGUGACUGUUCAGUAUGGAUUUGUAAAUGUAGAAUGCGUUCCAUCACUUGUUUCAACACUUCUCCAGGUAAAAACGUUUUUCAAUAAAAGCAAGACCCUGAAUAGCUUCA
Molecule: messenger RNA, 619 nt
Organism: Carlito syrichta (Philippine tarsier)
Lineage: Eukaryota; Metazoa; Chordata; Mammalia; Primates; Tarsiidae
Gene: MRPL36
Product: mitochondrial ribosomal protein L36
Exons: 2
Coding region: 76-396 (106 amino acids)
Biological process (GO): translation; ribosome biogenesis
Cellular component (GO): ribosome; mitochondrial large ribosomal subunit
Molecular function (GO): structural constituent of ribosome
Source: RefSeq, a predicted model, not a curated record